GCCGGAGUAUACGCCUGCUCCAAAGUUGACCGAGACUCCAUGGAGAAAAUCAAACUUUGAUACUCUUAUGGACGAAAUAUUAAGAGUGAAGCCCGCAUGUCCGGCAAAUGUGUUGCUACUUGGUCCAACCGGGGCAGGUAAAUCUUCCUUCAUAAACUCAAUACUUACAAUUGCCAAAGGACGCUAUGUGAACAAGGCUUACACCGGAAAUAAAGAAACAAGUUUUACGACAACUUAUGACUGUUUUAUGGACGAUGGUAUCAUGCAACAUUGUUGUCUUUGGGACAGCAUGGGUAUAGAACACGUGCUGAUAGGUGGACUUUUACUCGAUGACCUUGAGUAUCUACUCAAAGGUCAUAUAAAAAGGGAAUACACGUUCAAUCCACGAUCGAAAAUAUCCGAGAAUGACAAGCAUUUUCGCCGCCAGCCCCGCAUUAGAGACAGGAUACAUUGUGUUGUGUUUGUCCUUGAUGCUGGCAUGGUAAACGAAGUCAUUGUGAAGCCAUACAUGUCAAAGAUCAAAGCUCUUCAAGAUCGAGCACAUGCUCAGAAUAUACCGUGCAUUCUGAUUCUGACUAAGAUUGAUGAACGAUGCAAAGAAGUACGUAAACACGUCGGGAAUACAUUUCUGAGCAUUAAAAUUCGCGAUGCUGUUACUAAGGCGGCAGACAUGUUUGGAAUUCCGGAGGGAAACAUUCAUCCGAUCAGAAAUUGUGAGGUGGCUCCUAAGAUUGAUGACGCCGCAAGUAAGCUCAUCUUAAUGGCCUUCAAACAAAUCAUGUACUAUUCUUCUGAUAAAAUAGAGGAACUGAAGAAAAAAGAACUGAAGAAAAAAGAGGAGAGUGGAUGCAUUUUAUCUUGAACCUUUUUAGAAAGGCAAACAUUUUACAAACUAUUUCUAUAUAUGACUGAUAAAAUUAUCUUAACAGGAAAUGGAGACAACUCUAAAAUAAAUCAUCCGAACAGUAAAAGCGUUAAAAGGAUUGAAUAUGUCAAAACUGUACAUUCAGGACCUUUCUGAAGAAUCUUCAGGUAACAUUAUCAACGGAUAAUAAACAUACAUUUUUAGCAAAAUAUUUCAGUGACAAAUUCGUGACUUUUUAAUGUUUUAAGUUUGAUAUAGUAUUAACAUCUACACAUUGUUUUUUCAAUGUUGCAGUUCCCUUUUCAUGUUGUACGCAUUGCUAAAGCUGUUGUUAUUGCGUUUGAGAAACCAUGACACUAUUCUAUGGGACAGACUGUUGUGUUGUUAUUUGAUUUUUAUUAUCAGCAUAUUCCUAUUUUACUUUUAUCAUUAGAAGUAGAAGUUUUGAUUGUUUGUUUCAUUUUACGCCUUUUCCCAACAGUAUUUCAGUCAUAUAGGCGGGUAGUUUCCUAACCAUCGUUCCUGUACACCUGUUACACCAGUACUAGAUUACCUUCCUCCGCGCUAAAGUACCAAAGCAUCUCCCGGGGAUCGAACCUACGCCAGAGAGGUAACUAGAAGUAGAAGUAAUUGUAGAGAUAUUAAAAGAUUGGAAAUUUAUUGAUCAUUCUUUUCCUUUUUAUUAUACUGAUUUCCAUUUUCAUUUUUUCGAAGCAGAAAUGAGUUUUGAGCGUUCUUUAGGAACUCUGUUUUUCUCUAUUUUAAACAUAGUGUGAAUGUAUUGAAUUUUCGGAGGUAUAUUGUUUCAAAUGGAUGGAGAUUUUGUGUAAGUAUUAUUGUCAGAUUAUCCCGCACAUUUGGAAACAGGUCAUUUGUAAAUUUAAAACUAUCGCUCUACGUGCCUUUUACAGCUUUCAGAUUUUAUUGGAUAUUUCUUGUUAUUACUUAGCCAAUUUAACAGUGAUAUUUCCAUUUUCUUCUCUGGUUAUUAUCUAAUGCUGAAGGUACGAAAAAUGCUGAAAAAAGUAUUUGAUCGAAACUUGUUUACACACUCUUUCUCAUUUGGAAAAACAAAUCAAAAAGUUUAAACCUCACAAGGAAUGUACUUUUACUAGUAACGUAACAUAAAGCUUUAAAUUUAGCAUGCAAGAAAAUGGUGUGAAUGAAUGGGGAAAUUCAAAACAUGUUUGCUGUGAAAACGUUUAAUGGGGGUCUAUUUAUUUUUCAAAGAAAUUAUGAGAGAAAAUGAUGAUACACAUGUAUAUUUAAAUAUGAAACGAGGAAAUAUUGCAUCAAUGGUUUAUCAACUAGAAUUAAUGAUAGAAAGAAAGCAAAGAAACUUAACAGAUUUAACUCGUCGGAAAACACCUCUCUCUAAAAGACAAGACGUAAAGUAAAAAGGAACGUAUUGAACUCUAAGAGCAAAAGGGGGAAAUAUAUAAGAAAUAAUCUAACAUUAGGACUGUGAGAAACCACAAAGUAUUUCUUAACAAAAUAUGUGAUGUCUUGAUUUCUAUCCAACUAUUUCUUUUUGAUACAUGACAUAUUUAUGUCAUCAUCACUGACUGUAUGAUGCUUGCAUUUGAUUUGUAACCCUUUACAAAUGGGAAACCUACUAGUCACAGGAUCCUCAGCUAUAUCAAAAUCUACCGCUGGGGAUGUUUCUUAUAUGUGUGACAACCCAGUGACAAUUUUUUUAAAUGCCUUGUACCUAAUGCACAAAAUGUUGGGUAUAUGGGACGGAAACAAUAUUGACAUUAACCAAACAUUAUACAUGUUAACAAGAAACAAAUGUCUGGCAGCAUUGGUGGCAGGAUUGCAAUUUGUAUGUUUGUAAAGGUUUAAUAUUUUAUAGAUAAAAAUGUUAUUUGUUUGUUGGUUAGUUUUUUCUUUGUACAAUUUAGGUUACUGUAUCAAAAAUAAAACCUGAAUACCCUGCUUAUAUUUGAAAUUUUAUAUUAUUUUGUCAAUAACUAUGUCCAAAUGUCCAGGUUAUAACGUAUUUUCAAUCUUUAACAAUUAAUAAUGUCAAUGGACAAAAAGAACUUCAAGCGUCCCAUCUACGUUAUUAAAGAUUUACCUAAGGUCAAUGUUGAAGCACGUAAAAAUUG
Messenger RNA from Ruditapes philippinarum (Manila clam), 2976 nucleotides. RefSeq names its product interferon-induced protein 44-like. Gene Ontology annotation, molecular function: GTP binding. The transcript has 5 exons. The record is from RefSeq and is a predicted model, not a curated record. The coding region runs from base 68 to 862 and encodes 264 amino acids. Lineage: Eukaryota; Metazoa; Mollusca; Bivalvia; Venerida; Veneridae.